AUGCGUCACCACCAUCAUCAUGUUACAAAAGAUGUUCGUAUGCAUAAUCCAAAAGCUGCUGGUGAACACCAUUCGGUAUCACCACCUGAUAAACCGAGUCACAACCACCAUCAUCAUGAACAACAGAUGAAAGACAUGACCAUUUGUGAUGGUUGUAAUCGGCAGAAUAUUGAUUCAUUUUACUAUCAAUGUGAACACUGUCAAGACUAUGAAUUAUGCUAUAAAUGUCGUAGUCGUAGUGUAACAACAAAAUUUCAUACAAAUACUCAUAGAAUGAUAUUUUUAUCAGAUAAAAUAAUGCCAUCAAUUGAUAUUAACGAAUUAGAAUUCAAACGAGAAUUGGGUCGUGGUGCCUUUGGUAUUGCUUAUAAAGCUUAUUGGCCAUCACGAAAUCGUACGGUGGCAUGUAAAGUAAUUACAGUACCAGUUGAUAUUUUUACUAAUGAUAAAGAAAAAAGUUUUUUUAAAGAAAUUUCUGCCUAUUCACAAAUAUCCGGCCACUAUAUAUUGAAAACAUACGGUUAUUCACAAAAAAUAUUAGAAAAUGGUAAUAGAGAGUAUGUACUCGUCAUGGAAUAUAUGGAUAAAGGCAGUUUAACAUCGUUAAUACAUGAGAAAAAAGAAAAAUUAACCUUUAGAAAAAAAUUGUUGAUAGCUUGUAAUAUUGCUAGUGGAAUGCGCAAAAUUCACGAUCAUCAAAUGAUACAUCGUGAUAUUAGACCAGAUAAUAUCUUAAUUAAACAGGGUUACACUGCAAAAAUUGGUGAUAUGGGUAUUGCUCGAAUAAUGAGUCGAUCUAAACAACACACAGUUAUUGGAUAUGAACCAUACAUGCCAUUGGAAUUCUAUACGGGUAUUUAUGAUCAAAAACUAGAUAUAUUUACAUUUGGUUUAACAUUGAAUGAACUGUUUACCGAGAUACUACAUGAUAAACAUCCGAAUAAACGAGUUAUAAUUACUAAACAGAGUCCAGUAUUUUGGGACCUCAUAUCUAAUUGUAUUCAUGAUGAUCCACAACGACGACCAACUGCGUUAGAAGUUGAAAUAAAAUUAUACAAAUUCAAAGAUUCAUUAACUGAAAUGAUCAAACGAACUAAAGAUUAUAAUAUAUUCUCCCAUGAUAAGAAAAAUCACUUUUUUGUGAACUACUAUGAACAAAGACAUUUAUAA
Molecule: messenger RNA, 1170 nt
Organism: Didymodactylos carnosus
Lineage: Eukaryota; Metazoa; Rotifera; Eurotatoria; Philodinida; Philodinidae
Source: the annotation of a GenBank genome assembly